CUUGAAGAACAUGAUUAUCUCUGCACUCUUGACAUCCGUUGGGAUAAACACUGGUCUCUGUGUAGUGUUCUUCGCAUGUUACUCCAUAUUGAGGAAGCAACCAAGUAACUAUGCAGUCUAUAUACCGCGCCUACUUGCUGAGGGAACAUCCAAGAGGAUACCACGUUUCAAUCUAGAGAGAAUAAUACCUUUCUCCAACUGGGUUGCAAGAGCAUGGAAGCUCUCUGAGGAUGAACUUUUAUCAUUGUCAGGAUUAGAUGCUGUUGUGUUUAUGCGCAUGAUAACGUUCAGUUUGAAAAUAUUUACUUUUGCUGGGAUUAUAGGGAUCUUUGUGCUUCUUCCAGUCAAUUGCUGGGGAAAUCAGCUGCAAGAUUUUGAUGUUGUUGACUUCGCCAACAACUCAUUGGAUGUGUUCACAAUAUCAAAUGUAAACAGUGGUUCUAAUUGGUUGUGGGUUCAUUUCUUUGCUGUAUAUAUUCUCACUGGAUUUAUAUGCUUACUACUUCACCAUGAAUAUAAGUACAUAGCUUUGAAAAGACUCUCUUACUUUUAUUCAUCCGAUCCUCGGCCACAUCAGUUCACCAUUUUGGUUCGCAGCAUUCCAAGCUCCUCAAGUUACAGUAUCAGUGACAGUGUUGAGAGCUUCUUUAGGGAGUUUUACCCAUCUACAUAUGUGUCGCACGUGGUCAUUCGUCGCACAAACAAAAUCAGAAGUCUCCUAAUUAAAGCAAAGAAUUUGUAUAAAAAGAUUACUCAAUUACGAAAACACAAUCGCCAAAAGAAUAAACAAGGUGAUUAUUUUCGACUUUUUGGACAAGACGAUGGUCUUAUAGAUCAAUAUGGCAAGAAGUUGAGCGAAAUUGAACAGAAUGUAAGAUUGCAUCAGUCAGAGAAUUCACUGGCAACAGAAGAGGCUCGAGCUGCGUUUGUGUUCUUCAAGUCUCGUUAUGCCGCUGCAACUGCCUUCCAUAUGCAGCAAUCAGUCAAUCCCACCCAGUGGAUUGCUGAGCCAGCUCCAGAACCUCGGGAUGUUUACUGGCCUUUCUUUUCUGAAUCAUUCAUGCGAAGAUGGAUUUCUAAAUUGGUGGUUUUAGUUGCAACUACUCUAUUCACACUUUUGUUCCUUAUACCAGUUGUGAUUGUACAGGGCCUAACCAACCUCAAACAACUGGAAGUUUUGUUUCCGUUCUUGACAAGUAUUCUAACCAUAAAAUUUGUUACCCAAAUAAUCACAGGAUAUCUUCCCAGUCUUAUUCUUCAAUUGUCUCUGAAAGCGGUACCUCCUAUCAUGGGGUUCCUUACCUCCAUGCAAGGUUACAUCUCACAUAGUGAUAUAGAAAGUAGUGCAUGCAACAAAGUGAUAUGGUUCACAGUAUGGAACGUCUUUCUUGCAACUGUCUUUUCUGGGUCAUUUAUAUCCUUGCUAUCUGUCAUCCUUGAUCCAAAGCACAUUCCUGAGAGGUUGGCAGUUGCUGUUCCAGCACAGGCAUCUUUUUUCAUUACUUAUGUUGUCACAUCAGGAUGGACAAGUGUGACAUCAGAGCUCUUUCGGAUAAUUCCUCUACUUGGCAGUUUGAUUACAAGGCCCUUCUCAAGUCCUGAUGAUGAAUUUGAAGUACCAUCUCUUCCUUUCCACAGGGAUGUUCCAAGGGUCCUUUUCUUUGGACUUCUUGGUAUCACAUAUUUCUUCCUAGCUCCACUAAUUUUACCAUUCCUAUUGGCCUAUCUCUGUCUCGCAUACAUCAUUUAUCGAAACCAGUUUAUAAAUGUAUAUGCACCAAAGUAUGAAACUGGUGGGAAAUUAUGGCCUACAGUGCACAAUACAAUGAUUUUCUCUCUGAUACUCAUGCACAUGAUUGCACUGGGAAUUUUCGCAUUGAAAAAACUUUCUCCAGCAUCCUCCUGGAUGCUUCCUCUACCAGUUCUCACUCUUCUCUUUAACGAGUACUGCCGAAAGCGAUUCUUGCCCAUAUUUAUCGCAUACUCUACAGAGAGUUUGAUUAAGAAGGACAGAGAAGACCAAAAUGAUCCAAGAAUGGCUGAAUUUUACAAGAAGUUGGUAAUUGCUUAUAAAGACCCUGCUUUGCUGCCAUUUCAAUACACAUCAAACACUGAUGAUCUAUUCGAUCCCCUAUUAUCUUAAGUUCAACACUGAGGCACAAUAUUCAUUCAUUUAUGUCCAGUUGUAUAGGCUGUUCCUCUAUGUGAUGCGAAAUUAAUUACUAUUUCUUAGAACAGUGGAAUGCAGGUGUGCCAUUGUGUGCAAAACUGCAAAUAGAGUUGUUGUGAAUUAGAGUUAGCAAUAUUUGUCCAAUCUUCAUUUGUUACAUUCAGAAA
Molecule: messenger RNA, 2337 nt
Organism: Arachis duranensis
Lineage: Eukaryota; Viridiplantae; Streptophyta; Magnoliopsida; Fabales; Fabaceae
Product: CSC1-like protein At1g69450
Exons: 10
Coding region: 11-2143 (710 amino acids)
Cellular component (GO): plasma membrane
Molecular function (GO): calcium-activated cation channel activity
Source: RefSeq, a predicted model, not a curated record